AACGUCCGGUAUGGUUUAUAUUCUCUGGUAUGGGAUCACAAUGGCAAGGAAUGGGUACAGAUCUUAUGAAAGUUCCAGUUUUUGCUGACGCUAUAAACAAAUGUGAUGUUAUACUAAAACCAAAAGGCGUUGAUAUUAAGAAUAUUUUGACCAGUCAAAAUCCAAAACUUUUUGACAACAUUCUCAAUUCAUUUGUCGGUAUCGCUGCGGUUCAGAUUGGACUAGUAGAAGUGUUGAGAGCAUUAGACAUAACACCCGAUGGAAUCAUAGGCCACUCGCUCGGAGAAUUGGGAUGUGCUUACGCUGAUGGUUGUUUUACGGCUGAAGAAAUGCUAUUAGCUUCUUACGCCAGAGGUCAAGCUACUCUAGAAACAGACGUUAUUCCUGGCAUGAUGGCCGCCAUUGGACUUGGAUAUGACCAAAUCAAAGACAGACUUCCCAAUGACAUCGACGUCGCUUGUCGUAAUAGUGCCACUAGUUGCACAAUAUCGGGUCCAGUUGAAAGCAUCAAAGAGUUCGUGUCACAACUAAAAUCCGAAGGUGUCUUCGCAAAAUCCGUUAACGUUGGUGGCAUAGCGUUUCACAGUAGAUAUAUUCAAUCCGCUGGUCCGACUCUACUUAAAUAUUUAAAAGAUGUGAUCAAAGUACCAAAGAAAAGGUCGUCUAAAUGGCUUAGUAGUUCGUUGCCAGAAACUGAAUGGGAGUCUGACCUCGCAAAAUAUUCUUCUCCAGAAUAUCAUACAAACAAUCUAUUGAGUAGUGUGUUAUUCGAGGACGUUUUAAAUCACAUACCAAAAGACGCGAUUACAAUUGAAAUUGCUCCUCAUGGCCUUCUUCAAGCAAUUAUAGAAAGAGCAUUACCUGAAAUGGUAACCAAUAUUUCAUUGACGAAAAGAAUGUAUGGAGAUUCGGUUCGAUUCCUACUUACUUCUAUAGGAAAGUGAGUUAUUGUUCACCAU
Acyrthosiphon pisum (pea aphid) is the source of this 959-nucleotide messenger RNA. RefSeq names its product fatty acid synthase. NCBI's taxonomy places the organism in Eukaryota, Metazoa, Arthropoda, Insecta, Hemiptera, Aphididae. The record is from RefSeq and is a predicted model, not a curated record. Gene Ontology annotation, biological process: fatty acid biosynthetic process. Bases 30 to 944 code for a protein of 304 amino acids. Gene Ontology annotation, molecular function: fatty acid synthase activity. The transcript has 4 exons.